Molecule: messenger RNA, 1518 nt
Organism: Lates calcarifer (barramundi perch)
Lineage: Eukaryota; Metazoa; Chordata; Actinopteri; Centropomidae
Product: ankyrin repeat domain-containing protein 61
Biological process (GO): positive regulation of transcription by RNA polymerase II
Cellular component (GO): nucleus
Molecular function (GO): protein binding; transcription cis-regulatory region binding
Source: RefSeq, a predicted model, not a curated record
UGAAAUCACAUAGGUGAGACCGACUGAAAACACCGAACGGAGGAAACAGAAGUGGAAAAGGAGAAGUAGUAACGACAAUGUGCUGAGAAAUUUACGUUUUCAACGAAAAACCAGAAUAACCAGAUUCUGAUUCACUCGCCUUCAGAAGGAAAUAGACUGAGAUACAGGCAGCAGUGGAGCUGAGAUGUCUGGCCAUGCUGGAGGAGCAGCAGGAACAUGAUGAUGGGAGUGGUAAUAUUAACAAGUUUCCCAACAAUGAAUUCUAUUCUGCCAUUAUGGACGAAGACUUGGGGCGUAUUGAAGAUAUGUCAAAAAAGUACGGAAGUGACUUUCUCAUCGCGGCACAAAACGGUGGACUUGGAAGAGUUUUCGGGAAGGGUCAUACUAUUCUUCCCCUUCAUCUGGCUGCCUCUUACAAACGAGUAAACAGCAUGCGGUGCUUGCUGUCAGCAGGAGCAGACCCUGAAUUGAGGGACAAGCUCGGGCGAACCACACUACACUUGGUGAUUACCAGCUGGCCGAGCAUCCUGACUGUAAGGCCAAAACCACAUUCCAAGUUCCUGCCUGCUGCGAUCGCUGUGCACCGGAAGGCAGAGGCCUGUCUGCAGCUCCUCUGUGAGCACGGUGUUAACAUCAAUUCAGAGGUUGAGAGAGAGACAGCUCUCCACCUAUCAGUAUGCUAUGGCGCUCUGUCUGCUGUCCACAUUCUUGCCAACUAUGGUGCCAACAUCAACGCUGUGAAUGGCAACGGGAUGACGCCCCUGCAUAUGGCCGCUGGGAUCCUCUGUAAGGACAUUACAGCCACCUUGAUCAGACAUGGAGCAGAUGUCAACAGGGGGGUGACGCACACUGGAAACACUCCUCUGCACUUAGCUGCUGUGGCAAUGGCUAUGAAGACCUCUAAAACCCUGGAAGACAACAUCAGCUGCAUCUCUGGGCUGCUGGAGCACGGGGCCGAGCCCAACGCAGAGAACAAGGCAGGAUUCACGCCUUUACAGGAAGCAUGCAGCAUGGGCAACAAGGAGCUGAUUGACCUGCUGCUCAGGUACGGAGCCAACAUCAAUAAACUGAGCCAAGCAGGGGAGAACUGUCUGUUUUUGUUCCUGAACCACAGGCCUAACGUGAGGAACAGCUCCCUGCUGGUGAAACUCCUCAGCCUGACCUCCCCGCUCACUGUCUACAACAGUGAUGGCGACCUGCCCUCAACCCUGACACUACCAUGUUUCUUCAAGCAGAGAGACCAGCUGCUAAAACUCAUGCAGCAGCCGAGAAGGCUUCAGGAUAUUUGUAAGAGUGUUAUUUAUCUGAAACAUGUCAGAGGUAAGAAAGCAGAAUUGAAAAAAGUCCUGCCUGAGAGGCUUUAUGACUUUGUCUUCAACUACUGGGAGAACACACACAACAUCUCCUUUGGGAGUGAUGAUGAGCAAGACAACAAACAUGUUUGACAUUACUCCUAAUUAAUACCAGGUGUGUCAACAAAACAUAUAUUGUGCAAAUAAAAUCUAUCCAAGCACCUUA